Messenger RNA from Raphanus sativus (radish), 1022 nucleotides. RefSeq lists its product as uncharacterized. Bases 36 to 923 code for a protein of 295 amino acids. NCBI's taxonomy places the organism in Eukaryota, Viridiplantae, Streptophyta, Magnoliopsida, Brassicales, Brassicaceae. The transcript has 7 exons. The record is from RefSeq and is a predicted model, not a curated record. Gene Ontology annotation, molecular function: double-stranded RNA binding.
AUUUCUCAACGUUGGAUUCUUUUCACGGCGGCGAAAUGGCGAUGCGUCUUUCUUUCCCGACCACGCACCGCCGUAUCCCAACGCUCCCGAGCUUCGCCUCUUUCACUCCAAGGAGGCGAAAUGUCGCGAUGGCGUCGGCAAAGAGAAGUCCCAAGCGACUCAAAUACUCGACUCCGCGAUUCAGUAAGGAGGGGGAGUUUGUGUCGAUAGAGGUGGACCCUUCAGGUGCUGAUUCGUGGAAACUAGAACCUGUUAUUGAGCUUCUCAAACAAGGAGCCGUUGGUGUUAUCCCAACUGAUACAGUCUAUGCAAUAGUUUGUGAUUGUAAGAACCACUCCGCUGUAGAACGUCUCCGAAGGAUUAAAAAGAUUGAAUCUUCCAAGCCACUUAGUAUAUUAUGCCGUUCCUUAAGGGACAUAGACACAUAUACAAUGGGGUUCCCUCGUGGUGAUGGUCAUGGGCAUGCUAACGUUUUUCGUGCUGUCAAGCAGUGCUUGCCUGGACCUUACACCUUCAUUUUGACUGCAAGCAAAGAGUUACCGAAACAAUGCGUAGGGUAUGGAACGACAAGUGUGAAGUAUGCUUCAAGGAAGAACGUGGGUGUACGCAUUUCAGAUGAUGCUCUCUGCCAAGCUAUUCUGCUGGCCUUGGAUGCCCCUUUGAUUUGCACCAGUGUGAAGGGGGCAAAAGAAAAUGAAUGGAUGAUUGAUCCAACCGCAAUUGGUGACAUAUAUGGACCAGAGGGUCUGGAUUUUGUGGUAGAUGGAGGUGUGCGAGUGGCAGAACCAUCAACUAUUGUUGAUAUGACAGGACCAUAUCCCAAGGUCAUACGUGAAGGCAAGGGACCUAUAUUGCCAUGGAUGGUGGUUGAAGACGAUGACGACUCUCUCCUGCGCCAAGACCUUAUCGCUUCUGGAACUUGAAAAAAAAAAAAAACAAUACAGAGACUCCUUUGUUUUGCAUCUAGACCCAUGUAGCUAAGCUGUAUGAGAUUAUGUGAAUACAAACUUUACGAAUGUGAA